Molecule: messenger RNA, 786 nt
Organism: Zootermopsis nevadensis
Lineage: Eukaryota; Metazoa; Arthropoda; Insecta; Blattodea; Termopsidae
Source: RefSeq, a predicted model, not a curated record
GACGAGAGUAUAACUGGACAGACAUCUUGAUCACUUUGGUGUUUAUAUGGAGAAGCAGAGGGUUUGUCUGUUCUUUUUGAUUUCUGUGUGCAAGCAAUAAAUAUGAGUGUAACACAUAUUUAGCUAUGUGAUGAAAGUAUGUAGUAAUUUGUAAAUUUAAAAUUUAAUUGAAAUACUGUGUUACUGAACAGUUGGUCAAGAACCAUAUAUCCUAUCAUCACUUUAUAAUAUAAUCUUUACAAUAUCAAAUAAUUUAUUUUCACAGGCAACAACACUGAACUGAGCUCACACUUUCUGCCGCUCUUGCAUUUUAAAAAGAAUGAAACAGAAAAAGAAUUGCCCCAUCUGUCAAACACGUAUCACGUGUCAAAAUGGGUCCAUUGCCCUGGAUAAUUUUAUUGACCGAAUGGUUGAAAACCAAUCGGUGGAGAUGAAGAAUCGGCGGCAAGAGGUCGUUGAAGAAAGGAAAGUUCAAGAAUUGCUAGGACCCGAAUCAAAACCUGGGCCUUCUCAUGAGCCGCAGAGACGGCACAGAAGACGUCGAAGUACCACAUCUUCUGAUGGUCCAGAAGAUGACAGGAAGAAGAGGUCAUUGGGCCAGAUGAUAUCCUGACUACUGAAUGUGAUAAAAUUUAAUUUAAUUUUGUGGAAUGUAAGUUUAAGUUGCAGUUUGUAUAAACUACUUUGUGGAUGCAUUAUAUAUAAACAAAGUUUUAAAAAUGUAUUUUCUUAUCAGCAAUAACAAAAUGCUUCAUUAAUACCAGCAAUAGUUCUCAAAUCCUAGAA